This is a messenger RNA of Thyridium curvatum, 1308 nucleotides long. RefSeq lists its product as uncharacterized. Lineage: Eukaryota; Fungi; Ascomycota; Sordariomycetes; Thyridiales; Thyridiaceae. Gene Ontology annotation, molecular function: transmembrane transporter activity. The transcript has 4 exons. Gene Ontology annotation, cellular component: fungal-type vacuole membrane. The record is from RefSeq and is a predicted model, not a curated record. Bases 1 to 1308 code for a protein of 435 amino acids. Gene Ontology annotation, biological process: transmembrane transport.
AUGACUGCUAGGGGAGAUGCGCGUACCCGUCCACACAUCAGUCUUCGGUCCUGGACUGCGCUUGUCGGAGCAUCUCUCGCCUUAUACAGCACUGUCGGGUUCCUCAAUGCGUUUGGCGUUUUCCAAGCGCAUUAUCAAGCUCACUUACUCGCCGAUCGUUCAGCCUCCGACAUAUCAUGGAUCGGUUCGGUCUCCAUCUUUCUCUUAUACCUGGGUGCUGGGUUCGCCGGUAUGCUCGUCGAUAAAUUCGGGCCGACCAAGCUGCUAUGGUUCGGCAGCGCAGUCAUUCUCAUCGCCGUGUUCAUGACCUCCCUCUGCAAGGAGUACUGGCAAUUUGUCCUCGCGCAGGGAGUCCUGCUUGGCGCCGGCAUGUCUCUAGUCUUUUGCACGCCGUUGGGUGUGGUCAUGAGGCACAUGCCGCAUCGCCGCGGACUUGCAAUGGGCCUGACAAUCGGUGGUGCCUCGAUCGGCGGUGUGAUAUGGCCGAUCAUGCUCCAGCAGCUUCUGGUAAGGCAUGAGCUCAGUUUCGGCUGGUCUAUGCGAAUCGUCGGGUUUACUCUACUACCACUGCUGGUCGUGUCUUGUCUCACCGUUGUCGAGCCACCCGCGCCAAACCCUACGCCCUCGGCGGUCGAAGCAUCGGAGACGUCCUCGCCCGAGACCGGAUCUGGGACUGCAUUACAAGAUAAAGAGGAGUCUGCAGCGAGCAAGUCCAGGAUCAUGGACUUUGCGGUCUUGAAGAAUCGCACCUACGUCGUUCUCUGCGUCGGUCUGGCCAUCGCUCUCUUGGGAUGGUUUACCCCCAUCUUUUACAUAUCUGCAUACGCGAUCGAAAAAGGCCAGUCGCCCUCGACAGCGUUCUACCUUGUAUCGGCUCUCAAUGCAGCGUCCUGCUUCGGCAGAGUCGGGCCGGGCUAUGUGGCUGACACGCUAGGUCAUUUCAAUGUUCUUGCGAUUGUAACGCUCCUUUCAGGAGUGAUAAGUUUCUGCUGGACUCGAGCUACUUCGUUGGCAGCUCUCAUUAUCUGGAGUUUAGCAUAUGGAUUCGCUUCCGGUGCCGUUGUGAGCCUCCAGAAUGCCUGUGCUGGCAAGGUCGCAAGUCAUGGCACACAAGGGACGGCCGUUGGCUUUCUGAACGCAUGUAUCGCCUUUAGUGCAUUGAUUGGCACGCCUAUCAGUGGUAUCAUUCUCAAAAGCUCCGGGUACUUGGCACUGUCUGUCUGGAGCGGUGCUACAUUGUGUGGCGGCGCGGUGGUUAUUGCAGCUGCACGUUUCCUUCAGAACAAGGACUUGAAUGUUGCCUUUUGA